Messenger RNA from Cyprinodon tularosa, 1976 nucleotides. RefSeq names its product indoleamine 2,3-dioxygenase 1 (gene ido1). NCBI's taxonomy places the organism in Eukaryota, Metazoa, Chordata, Actinopteri, Cyprinodontiformes, Cyprinodontidae. Gene Ontology annotation, cellular component: cytoplasm. The transcript is spliced from 10 exons. Gene Ontology annotation, biological process: 'de novo' NAD+ biosynthetic process from L-tryptophan. Gene Ontology annotation, molecular function: metal ion binding; heme binding; L-tryptophan 2,3-dioxygenase activity. The coding region runs from base 100 to 1353 and encodes 417 amino acids. The record is from RefSeq and is a predicted model, not a curated record.
UGUAGAUGACAACAGCUUGUGCCAGAGUCCAGUCCAGUCAAGUUGGAUUCUCCUGCACAAUUGAGACAGUUUCAGUCUCUUUCCUGUCUUAAUUUCUCUAUGGCUUCAACUGAGACAGAGCACAGAGCUCCCUUCUCACUGGACUCCUACUAUGUUUCAGAGAAACUGGGCUUUGUGCUUCAAGACCCUCUGGAAACUCUUCCACCUUUUUACCAGCCAUGGAUGUAUAUUGCCCUACGUGUGCCAGAAUUUGUGAACAGUCAUGAGCUGCGCUCCCAUAUUAACCAGAUGCCGCUGCUGAGCACCCAGUUCCUCCAAAGCCACAGAGAAUUACGGCUUGCCCACCUGGUUCUUAGCAUGAUCACCAUGGGCUACGUGUGGCAGGAGGGUGAAAAUAAUACUGUUAAGAUGCUGCCAAGAAACCUGGCUGUCCCUUACUGGGAGGUAUCACAGCGCUUAGGGCUUCCCCCAAUACUCACCCAUGCAGAUGCAGUAUUAGCUAACUGGAGGAAGAAAGAUCCAGAGGGACCUUUUAACAUGGAGAACCUGGAGUUGCUGGUCAGACUCCCAGGUGGUGACAGUGUCAAAGGUUUUUUCUUGGUCACUCUGCUGGUGGAGCUUGCAGCAGUGCCUGCCAUAAGGAGCAUUCCCACAGUCAUCAAUGGUGUCAGAAGUGGUGACACAGUUGCUGUGGCCAAAGCCCUGGGGAACAUAAGUCAGUCUAUACAGGACAUGAAUGAUGCACUUAAACUGAUGCAUGUAUAUGUGGACCCUUCAGUCUUCUACGGCAUUAUGAGGAUCUACCUGUCUGGGUGGAAGGACAACCCUUGUAUGCCACAGGGGCUUGUUUACGAAGGAGUGCAGACAGAACCAAUAGAGUGUUCUGGGGGAAGUGCUGCACAAAGUAGUCUGCUGCAUUGCUUUGAUGAACUACUAGGAGUCCAACAUGAAGAAAACUGUUGUGAAUUUCUAACCCGCAUGAGGAACUACAUGCCACCUGCCCACAGAAAACUAAUCCAUGACAUCUCUUUGCAACCAUCUCUGAGGGGAUUUGUCCAACAGCAGGCCAAUGAGGACCUGAACAAGGCCUUUGAUGUCUGCGUUUCAGCACUGUUAGCCUUGCGUAGCUACCAUAUCAAUGUUGUUAGUCGCUUUAUCACCGUACCUGCUGCCCGAGCUCGACAGCUGCGCAACAACAGCCAAGAAUCAGAGGGGGAAAUGGUCAGCAGAGCCCCCACAUCUCUAGAGGAGAGAGGCACUGGUGGCUCAGGCAUCAUGACCUUCCUUAAGACCGUGAGGGACAAAACAAAAGAUGUCUUACUGCCAGACACAGCUAAUGACAACUGUCAUUAAACAAGAUACAAAUACAACUUUGAUUACUGUAAAAGACUAUUUUAAAUGCUGGUGACAAAUGCUUGGAAACAAAGUCCAGUGGAUUGUUUUUAAUUUUCUUUUGUGGAAUGACUAUUUUAAAUGUUAAUAAAACUUAUACUUUGGCAAAAAGAGAGACAUCUCAAUUACUUUUCCUACAUUGAAUAUUUUUUACUUUGUAAACAAUUCCUAGGCCACAAGACAAGUGGGAUACCAAUCAUUCAGUCCAAACCCUAAUUCAAACCAUUUCUAUUGCUUGCAAUUUGAUUUAACCACGAACUCCUUUAUUUUGUCUUGGAGUGGCGGAGGAAUGCAUCAGACCCAUUUGUCUGCUGAACAUUAAGUCAUUAGACAACAGUAGUAAUUUAUUUUGGUUAAAAUGGUCUGUGGAAUUCAGCUGAAAUGUAUUUGAUAAAAAGUUAUGGAGUUUCCAGCCAGCUCACGGACUUAACCUCAGUGAACAUAUGUUUAGUGGAUAAGAGAACACCCUUGAAAAUACAGUGUAUAGAAAUAGCUGAAAACAAUGAAGAGCUUUUGUUGCAUUUAGGCUUUCCUGUAUAACCAAUAUUGCUGAUCUUUUCAAUUAAAAAAAUAAAAGCCCUUUU